This is a messenger RNA of Schistosoma mattheei, 3613 nucleotides long. The record is from the annotation of a GenBank genome assembly. Lineage: Eukaryota; Metazoa; Platyhelminthes; Trematoda; Strigeidida; Schistosomatidae.
GGCAUAUCCGCCCUGAACACAGCCACUCAAGGUCGUGGAGGCAGAUUCGACCUGGUACUAUUCGUUUCGUUUGUCAGAUUGUCUUAACAUUAUGUUUGUGUUAUUUCUGGUGGUUGUUAAUCGCUUACUCAAGCUAUCUCUUUUUUCUCCUAAAGGAACCAACAUACUGUUACGGGCACGGCCCAGAUAAGGUAUCUUUAGUCUAGACGACAACCCACCAAAGGCUGUGUUGCAUAAGGUUUUCACUCGUCCCGUCGUUUGACUCAGUUACGGUGGGAUUAAUCGACACGUGGGGCUGCAAUCUAGAUUGAAGAUUCCAUUUAUCAAUGAUCGGAUGGAGAAUUCGGCUGGGAAGUAAUUUGCUAUGACCUGUGAGACUUUUGAUUGUCCACGUAAAUUAUUCUAAAAGUCACUUUGAGUUAGAGAUGGGUUAGAAAAUGUACAUAUUUUUGACAAAAUGUGUGGGUUCCUUCAGUACAUUGGGAUGUAUUCCACAAGUUCCCAUGGUGGGACUAACUUGUGGACGACCUUUGAGCGACGCUAGACUGACCUUAAGAAUGUCCACCUAAUAUCUAGGACCAAACGAGGGUUAUAAACCUGUGUAAGGACUUAAAAUUAUGUUUUGCAGUUGGUGAUUAAGGUUAGGAAUUGAAUUUAGGGUCCUCAUCACGAACCGACAUAAGCUGUAAUGCCAAAACUCUAUUUAAGCAAAUGGAUGAGUGAGUUUCACGUUAAAAUCUGAGACCUAUUAUCUUAUACCUGAUUAGUUCGUCCAUAAAUCAUCAUCUCAUCGCUACCAUACUUUGCCAGUAAACUGUCCAAUCUAUGUAUGAAAACGGACAUUUUCGGCAAUAUAAAGUCAUUAAUAAAUAGUGCCUCAUACUCCUCCCUGGAAUUUCUUAAGUUUUGCUAACUUUCGUGUAUACAUUCUCUCAGGCCGUUUUCAGGGACUGUCGGUUCACGCGUUCAACCUGUUGAGCACACACAUGAGUCGACCCACCGAUAAAUCAUUCUCCAAGUGUUAUCUACUUCACGAGUAAAUAGCUGUCAUUCCAUCAUCCAUUUACACUGAAGAAGGCGAUCUUUAGUCAAAGUUAGUGUGUAACUUCUCACUUAGUUUGUGUGUUGUGUGAAGCUUUGAAUACAACUGGUGCUGAAUAGUGUUUACUAGCUAUGCCUCAUAUUAGCUUUCUUUUUUCUGCCGUUUAGACUGUCCACUUUUGGCUACAAGGUCGCAUACUUUGGUCCCUGGCCGAAUACUUAAUAACAUAAACUGACACUACACCUUGAAAUGCUUUCUAAGACACUUUUGAAGAGUAAUCAUAGUACGUUAGUUUUUUUAUAUACCUUGAUAAAAUUUUUACUACCAGCGCGUGUUUAUAUUUCGAAAGUUUAUUUCACGUUCUUACAGGUGGUUAUCUUUACUCACUAGUUUGUUCGACUGACAGUUGUAAAGUCCAAUUUUGAGCAUAAGAUCUGUAUACAUUUCCUAUCCCUUCAUAUGUUUUUCGUGCCCCAACAGCUGUCGUAAACAUAAUAUAUAAACAUAAUGCACACGGUCAUAGUUCACUGGGAUCUGUGAGAAUCCACAGAACUUUAAAAUCACACCCUAAAUUCAUAGAAAGAUUAAAUGAAUGUUAGACGUUGCUGCAAUGGCUCCGGUCUUAUACUGUCUCACAAACUACAGUUUGGAACUUCUUGAAUUCACUAGGACAGUCACUUUGUUUGGGAUUGAAUAUUUGAAUCUCAAAAUCCUUUUAUAGAAAGUGAAGCAAACUAUUGAAAAUGAUUGUAUGAAUACCACAAAUUUACCUAGAACAUUUGUAGUUCAAAUAAACGAUUUCGCAGUAGUUUACUUAAAAUUAAAUUCCAAAACGCUCGAAUGUAUUUUUGCUUGCACCUCCCUUCCCCUAUAUUUCACAACUCUAUUUCAUUAUUUGUGACACAUACUUACUUUGGUGCCCAGUUGUCCCGGUAUCUAUAUCCUUACCUGUUACUCUUGAUGGGGCACAGGUCGAUUACCAAUAAUCUCCAGCCAACUCUGUUUUUAGCCCUUCGGUCCAACUGUUGUCAAGUGCUACUCGUAGUCUUGACGUCCACCCCCAGACUUCAGUGACAUGUCCUUUGAUCUGCCCCCUUUCCUUUCGCCUUAGAGAUUUCAAGUUAGUGCUUGCUUUGUGGUGCAGUUUAGUAAUUUCCGUAAAGUGCGUCCUAUUCGCCUCGAGCGUUUUUCUGAUUUCCUCAGUUGAAAGAUCGUUUUCUUUACCUUGGAGUGCAGGUUAUUACUGAUGAUUUUUGGCUAAUGGGUUGAAGUAUCUUAUGUAAACAGUUGUUUGUAUAUACCUUUAAUAUUUUGGUUGUGAUGAUGGUAGUUUCAUCUUCAUACAAUGGAACUGUUUUAACGUUAUUGUUUAGAAUCCUAACUUCAAUCUUGAGUGACAGUUGUUUAGAGUUCUAGAUAUUCUUUGAUUGUAACAAUGUUUUGUUAAUUCGUGCUUUGACAUUAUUAGAUCCUCCUUGUUUAGGAAUGGAUUUCGCUAAUCUCUGUUACGUAGGAUUUUGAUCUGCUCACAAAUGGCAAGUAUACUAUACGUAAAUACUUCCUUGCAAUCGAGGAUGGGAUAGAUAGAAGACGUGUGUAGAUCAAUAGUAUCUAACCAAGGACUUCUCCAAAACAUUGUUGCUGCAUGGUGCAAUAAUCGAAUUAGUAGUACUGAGGUCAGACAUAGUUUACUAAGGAAGUGCAGACUGGUUCUUUAUUGACUGAAAUAGUUACAACACAUGUUAAACGUUACCUUUUUUGAUUUCGAUAUUUUCCAGUCAUAAAGUGUUAAUCAUUUUGUUGUUCUUAUUCAGAGUGUUGGGAGAUAUAUUUUAAUACAUUAUUGCGGUUUUAGAAACAUUUUUGUUCCUCAGGAAAAAUAUAAUUACAAGUGGAUCUGAGAAAAACAAACAAAACAACUAUUCACAUCCCAGUUAUUUCGAGAAUCCUUUAAGUUGUCCUGAUUAUUUUGGUCUUAAGAACUUGGUUAAUGUUACGGAUUUAUUCCAAGCUCGUGUUCAUUUGGGUCACCGAUCGGCGUUACGCAAUGAAUACAUGAAGCCAUACAUAUACGGUUGUAGACAAGGUGUAGACAUAAUUGAUCUACAACAGACAUGUUCUUUGAUGUUUGAUGCACUUAAUUUCGCGGCUCACAUUGCCUACCGUCAAGGAAUAAUACUUUUUAUGUACCAGAAUAAACAAAUGUUACCCUUAAUUGAAAGGACUGCUGAAAAUGUUGGCGAGUAUUCUUACUGCCGCAAAUGGGAAGGUGGGUUUUCACAAACUCAUCGGAUGUUUUUCAUGACUCUACCACAUUCUGCUGUACGAGAUGCGGCAAAGAUGCUCAUCCCAACAAUUGGUGUAGUUGAUACAAAUUCGGACCCCAGAUUAAUUAGCUAUCCUGUGCCCGGUAACGACGAUAGCCCUACAUCAGUACGUUUGUUCUGUGCGUUAUUCGCUGAAGCUAUUACAAGGGGCAAAAAGGCCGCUGCUCGAGACCGAAUAUUAAAGGAGCAGCUGGACCGCCAAUCAGAGUCAUCAGAUCGCGUGGGAACAUCAGCAAUCCCCUAA